Amborella trichopoda is the source of this 1503-nucleotide messenger RNA. RefSeq names its product Peroxidase superfamily protein. Gene Ontology annotation, biological process: hydrogen peroxide catabolic process; response to oxidative stress. The record is from RefSeq and is a predicted model, not a curated record. Lineage: Eukaryota; Viridiplantae; Streptophyta; Magnoliopsida; Amborellales; Amborellaceae. Gene Ontology annotation, molecular function: heme binding; peroxidase activity.
ACUAACAGAAUCGCGUCGCAUUUCGGAAAUCCCUUCCAUUUUAAGGAAUAGGAAGAGGCCAUAAAAGCUGUCUCCCCUAACCCGAAUCUGAUGCCAUCCCCUCUUUCUCUCUCCUAAAUACCCACAUAUCUCUCUCUAACCCAAUACCUGCCUUUCUCUCUCUAACCCGAGCCCUUCACCUUUUGUGUCCCUCUACUCCCACCAUGCUCAGAGAGGUCUCCAUGAUUAUCUUCUUUGUGGGUUUGGCCAUGGCGUUGAACUCGAUGCGCGGGGUGAGUUUGGGCUUGGGAUCGAGCUUGAGGCCCGGGUUUUACAUAGAGACAUGCCCAGGGGCUGAGGCCAUAGUGAGGGAGGUGAUCCGGCAAGCCAUGAUUAGAGAGCCCAGGAACGCAGCCUCUGUUAUGCGCCUGCAAUUUCAUGACUGCCUUGUUAAUGGUUGUGACGCUUCACUGUUGCUAGAUGACACGCCCAGCAUGCUCGGUGAGAAGUUGGCCCUCUCCAACAUAAACUCACUGAGGUCUUAUGAGGUUGUAGAUGAAGCCAAACAGGCUUUGGAAAAACUUUGCCCAGGCGUUGUCUCUUGUGCAGAUGUACUUAUCAUGGCAGCAAGAGACGCUGUAGUCUUGAGUGGAGGGCCGAGCUGGGAGGUGGAGCUAGGCCGAAAAGACAGCCUAACCGCUAACCAAGAAGACUCAAACCGAAUCAUGCCAAGUCCUCGAGCCAACGCCACCUUCCUCGUCCAACUCUUCGAGUCAUUUAACCUCUCAGUCGAGAGCCUUGUGGCCCUUUCAGGCUCACAUAGCAUCGGCAAAGCCCGCUGUUUCUCGAUUGUGCAUCGCCUCUACAACCAGUCAGACACCGGCAAGCCCGACCCGUACAUGGACCCUGUCUACAGAGACAGACUCGACAAUCUCUGUCCCCUUAAUGGUGACCAGAACGUGACAGGCGAUCUUGACUCCACACCUCAACUCUUCGACAACCAAUAUUUCAAAGACUUAGUGAGAAUGCGAGGGUUCUUGAACUCGGACCAAGUGCUCUUUUCUGGUGGGAGAAGGGACACAAGAGAACAUGUUUUGAGGUUUAGUCGUGACCAGACAGCGUUCUUUGAGGCAUUUAAGGCCGGCAUGGUGGAGCUUGGGCGGCUGCCACCCCAGGCAGCCAUGGGUAGCGAGGUGCGGCAGAACUGUCGGCACGUAAAUCAAUGGUUGGAUGCUAUGCUCUUGGAAUCGAUGGCUCCUACGCAUUAGGUGAUCGAGGUUGUAUUAUUAGAAUUUUGGAUUUUAAAAGUAUAGGUGAUUUAUUAUUAGUGAUGAAAUGAGCUGAUUAUGGUGAGUAAGAAGUCCUAUAUGCACUGCACCCUUGCUGGUCAAUGAAGGAAAAUAUCAAACUUAGUCAAGGAAAUUAUAUCACUCAGAGAGAGAUUGCCAUUGCUCUCACCGACUUGGCCCCAGGUGGGACAAAGAAUGCCCGGGUAUUAUGAAAAUAUAAAUAAAGAUUUACCUC